This is a messenger RNA of Aspergillus campestris IBT 28561, 1874 nucleotides long. Its product is annotated as proline dehydrogenase family protein. The record is from RefSeq and is a predicted model, not a curated record. The transcript is spliced from 2 exons. Bases 209 to 1648 code for a protein of 479 amino acids. Gene Ontology annotation, cellular component: mitochondrion. Gene Ontology annotation, molecular function: proline dehydrogenase activity; FAD binding. Lineage: Eukaryota; Fungi; Ascomycota; Eurotiomycetes; Eurotiales; Aspergillaceae.
UGGGACCCCUCUCUUGAUUCUUAUCCUUAAUCUGACCGUAGUGAUAGUCGUAUCAGAUCAAGUACUUAAUCCCCCGCCGCCACCCUCAUCUUAUCCUUUCCCCCCAGAGUGCUGUGAAGACCUGACUUCUAUUGAUCCUUCCUAUCCUGUUGGCUUUCCUCCGUCAUCCAGCCACCCAGUCUUCACUCUCCAACCUCCCACUCAUAAGAUGAUCAAGUCUCACCGUCCGCUCAAGGCGCUGUCGGGCAUCCCCUCUGCCCGUCAUGUCAGCCGCACCAGCAACGCAAAGUCCUCCUUGACUGCGACCGCAACCACUCCCACCACCCAUGUCUUCCACCAGAGUUCGCCCUCCACGCAAAAGCACUCCACCUCCCCGCUGGCCAAGAUGCCCUUGUCCACCGUCUUGCGAUCGUUGUUGAUCCUGUCGGUCUCCUCAUCCACCCUCCUGUUGAAGCCGUGCAUCUACACCCUGUCGAUGUUGGCGAACCCCAAGACGCCCCUGCUCGACGUGGCCAAGAACCCCCUGUUGAACAUGCUGGUCAAGCACACCAUUUACAAGCAGUUCAACGCGGGCGAAAACAAACGCGAGGUCCAGCGCUCCAUCCAGGAGAUCAAGCAGUUGGGGUACCGCGGAGUCCUGCUGGGAUACGCCAAGGAGGUGUUGGUCGGAGAGAGCAACGCUGAUCCCGCCGAUCCCAAGGCGGCCCGCGAGGAGAUCCAGACGUGGUUGGAUGGGACCUUGCAGACCGUCGAUAUGGCACACGAGGGGGACUUUAUCGCUCUGAAAUUCACCGGCAUGGGAACCCAAGCCCUGCAAUACCUCCAAAACAAGAGCGCCCCCUCCCCGUUCAUGGAUCAGUCCAUCCGGCAGGUGUGCGACCUGGCCAUCUCGCGUAACGUGCGCCUGUUGGUCGAUGCCGAGGAGCAGGCCGUCCAGCGCGGCAUCGAGGAGUGGGCCACCACCUACCAGAAAUACUGCAACUCGCGCACUCCCGGCCGCGCAGUCUUCUACAACACCUACCAGGGCUACCUGCGCUCUACCCCGGCCACCCUAGCCAAGCACCUCGAGAUCGCCCGCCAAGAGGGCUACACCCUCGGCGUGAAGCUAGUGCGCGGCGCCUACCUCAAGACCGAGCCCCGCCAUCUGAUCUGGGCCGAGAAGGAGGACACCGACGCCUGCUACGACGGCGUCGUCGAGGCUCUGCUCACCCGUCGCUACAACGACAUGCUCCAGUCCGCCUCGGCCCAGCACCCGACCGAUCUCCCCCCGGUCCACGUCAUCGUCGCCACUCACAACCGGGACUCGGUCCGCAAGGCCCACGCCCUGCGCCUCGAGCAGGCCCGCCGGGGGGAGACGCCCAAUGUGGAUCUCUCCUACGCCCAGCUGCAGGGCAUGGCCGACGAAGUCAGCUGUGAGCUCCUGCAGGGCUUCGAGGAUGCCGAGCAUGCCCACACCCACCCCGCCACCAUGGAAACCCCCAAUGUCUUCAAGCUGCUGACCUGGGGGUCCGUCAAGGAGUGCAUGGGCUUCCUGCUCCGACGGGCAGUCGAGAAUACCGAAGCCGUCGGUCGCACCAAGCAGUCGCAGGAGGCGAUGUUUGCGGAGUUGAAGCGUCGCGCCCGUCAGGCUUUUGCCGCGGAGAAAUAAUCGUCUUUCUUUUUGACUCCUUUCCCUUUUUAUACCUUCUUUUUUUUUUCAUUCUUAUGUGUCUAUUUUUUGUCCCCGUUUUGUGCAUGUUUGUCCAUGUUUUUGGCGUGACUGUCCGGUUUCCUUCCUGGGUGAUAACCCAGAUGCAUAUAGAUGGCGUUAGCAGAGCAUGCUUCCAUAGUGCUAAUAAGCUCACGAUAAUGAAUACCAUGAUAUCUCAUUCUCC